Messenger RNA from Gigantopelta aegis, 3675 nucleotides. RefSeq names its product mucin-5AC-like. The transcript is spliced from 7 exons. Lineage: Eukaryota; Metazoa; Mollusca; Gastropoda; Neomphalida; Peltospiridae. The record is from RefSeq and is a predicted model, not a curated record. Bases 1 to 1656 code for a protein of 551 amino acids.
AUGUUGGUGAUGAAUCAGCUGAGCAGAGACACAGCUACUGAAUAUGAGCCAGGCAAGAAGAAUAACAAUGGCACUAGCAAGAAGAGGGCUGAGGUCACACAAGUAAUUGGUCUAAUGUUACCAAAUCGUGCUGCAGGUUGGUUCCGACAAAGGGCAGAUGUGUUUGGCUUUGUCGAAUUCAACCCACACGGUGAUAGGCUUCCCAAGAAGAAGACCAUGUCCUUAUUUAACAAGGCACCAGUCAAUAUCAUGGACUCUGGGCGCCAAGCUUCAACGAACACUAAAGCUACAAGUGUGAGCACGCGGCUGGCCCCUCUCAACGUGUCUCCUGGAGAGCCUUGGUCAUUACAGUGUGCUGUGCAAACCACCGGCAGCGACGUCUACAUCGGCAUCGCGGUGUACAAGUUGUCGGUGGGGGGAACGUUCUUCGUGCCGAUCGCCAGCGGCACCGCCACUGGCCAGACGUUCAUCAGUACACUAAACCUCCUGUUUCGCGCCUCGCUGUCAUGGAACGCAGACCAGUCUACGAUAACGCUCUCCGUUAACAGCUUUCAGAACGCGGACCAAGGUAUAUACAGGUGUUCCUUGAAACUCAAAGACAACCCGGUUCCCAUAAAUGACGAUAAAACAUUCCCAGCCGGAAUUGAUGUAACAGUGGGAAGUGAAACAAGCACGCCCACAACGACCACAACACGACCGACGACAGAGAGUAGCACUCGUCUCUCAACUACUACGACUCCAGUUGUCACGACAACGAGCACUACGACUUUAACCUCCACAGCGUCGACGGUAUCAACCAGUACACGUUCACCUACCAAUACCGUCAAUACUGUUAAUAGUUCAACUACCAAUACACUCUCAACUGCCAAGACAAGCCUCCGUACAGGCUACAGCACAGAAAGAGGCGACUUGAUUUACCUCGUGUGGCUCAUACCGCUGUUGGUGAUUUUACUCAUCCUAAUUUUCCUCUGUCUGUGGUGUUUACUGUGCUUCAGAACAAGAAAGCGUAAGAAAGUGAAGCCCACGGAGAAAGAAAAAGCUAACAAUGAAGCAAAACCUGUAAUAAUUCAAAGCAAAUCUCACACUAUUAGCCAACAAACAUGGUGUGUUGGUGCAAGUUCUGUGAAAGACCAGGAUGGAGAUGUAGAAAGCGGGUUAACCAAUCGCACUCCUAGACGACUGAAACCUCUAAAGCCUGUAGAAACUACGUCACAGCCCAUUGACAAACAAGCUCUUCUGAUUGGUGUUACGUCAGGACAGGAACGACAACCAGGGGAAACUGAAGAAAAGGGAGAUAAUCAAGGGAAAGUUACGGAAAAUGUGGAAGCAAAACCAAACACUGAUCGUUUUAUUAAUCUAGGUGAUAUAGACAAUGGUGCUAGCUCAGACCAAACAACAGAAGCAAGCACGGGUGUAAUAAUUAGCACCCUUAACGGGCCCUAUAUGACAACUGGUGAUAACACGGCCACUGUUAAAGGAACUCCCAUAAAGGAAAGGAAGAGACGACACAAGAAAAAGAAGAAACACAAAGCGCGAAAAGGACGAGACAAGGAGAAAGGAGACCCGGAGGGAGAGGAUGAAAGAAUGGUGGCGGGCAGUGCAGAGAACGGAAUCUGCCGAGAACUUCCGAGACCUUCGUGGCCAUCAAACUUUUAGACUGGGAAUCAUCGGAUACACGCACGUAAAGGACGGAAUAGAGAAACGGAAUAUGAAAAUGGGAGUUGUACGAUUUGCCUGUCAAGGAAUAUUUUGUUCAGUGUCGCUUCGCGAUUAGAUACGCAACUUUCAGAGAUCGCUACACACUUUUAGAAGAUAAAACGUUAUUUGCUAAUCAAUUUUCAAUUUGCUAAUCAAUUUUCAACUGGCUAGAAACAUCGCUAAACAAGAUUUUAAAAACAAAAUGAUCCCUGCUUGUACCCGGUCGUCUGCAGGCACAAACAACUUCAAACAACUUCAGAGACAUAUUGCACAUAUUGAAUAUAGUACCUCUCGAUCAGUUAAACAUUUGUAGGCUAUCGUUGUGGAUCUAACUGAUGAUCAAAAUCACAAUUCGCGUGCACCGUUGUCCGUCAUCAGCACAGGUGUACAAACGAUGACAUGAGUUUCAGGAAAGUAUUAUAUUAGAGCUGAGGGGACCAGUGUCGCCCUGCUACCUCUCCAGCGCUUCCAACGUCUAUAUCCAGAUAGAUAUUUCUAUUAACUACAGCAUCCCGCGGACCUUCGUUUGCAACUCAAGACAUGGGAUAGCUAUAACAGUAGUAGUUUUCUAGUACUAAGUAUUCCAUGUUUAAUGUAUUAUAUGUCUGCAGAUUAAUUCAUAGGGUAUAUUUUCACAGACUCAAGACACCGAUAUGUAAUUUAGGUGCACAGUAACAUGUACGUUGAAACACUACCUAUAAAUGUAUUAUCCAACUCAAAUGGCCACACUAUAGACUACACACAAGCCUACACACAUGAUCUCCAGGCAUGUGACAUGAAACAUGUCGACAAACACACACAUUUCAAUCAGCAGCAUUACGAUAAUGUUUGGGUUGGGGUUUUUUUCAAUAUAUUAAUUAAAUUUCAUAAAUCUUAAUAAUUUUUAUUUUUAAUAAUAAACUUUAUUGCUAUGUUGUGCUUUGGGGUUUUGUGAGGUAGAUGCAUAUUCAAUUAUAGUAGGCGAUCACUUAGUUUUGUUUAAACAAUAUAGGCUCCGACUGCUUUGGGCAAAUUUGUACAUCGCGGAUAUAAGGUGUGAUCUGAUUGGUCAACUGCCGUGCACCGGCCAAUGCUGUUACUCUUUUCAAAUCUCACACCACUGGUGUUGUGACCUCAUCAACUGUCGUGCUCCAAUCAAUGAGGUUACUCCUUAAGAAAUCUAUAUACCACUGUGGUUGUGAUCUCAUCAACUGUCGUGCUCCAACCAUUGAGGUUGCUCCUUUCAAAUAUCCAUGCCACUGGUGUUGUAAUCUGGUCAAUUAUCGUACACCGGCCAAUGAGGUUACUCCUUUCAAAUCUCAAUGCCACUGGUGUUGUGAUCUCAUCAACUGUCGUGCUCCAACCAUUGAGGUUGCUCCUUUCAAAUAUCCAUGCCACUGGUGUUGUAAUCUGGUCAAUUAUCGUACACCGGCCAAUGAGGUUACUCCUUUCAAAUCUCAAUGCCACUGGUGUUGUGAUCUCAUCAACUAUCGUGCUCCAACCAUUGAGGUUGCUCCUUUCAAAUAUCCAUGCCACUGGUGUUGUAAUCUGGUCAAUUAUCGUACACUGGCCAAUGAGGUUACUCCUUUCAAAUCUCAAUGCCACUGGUGUUGUGAUCUCAUCAACUAUCGUGCUCCAACCAUUGAGGUUGCUCCUUUCAAAUAUCCAUGCCACUGGUGUUGUAAUCUGGUCAAUUAUCGUACACCGGCCAAUGAGGUUACUCCUUUCAAAUCUCAAUGCCACUGGUGUUGUGAUCUCAUCAACUGUCGUGCACCGGCCAAUGAGGUUACUCCUUUCAAAUCUCAAUGCCACUGGUGUUGUGAUCUCAUCAACUGUCGUGCUCCAACCAUUGAGGUUGCUCCUUUCAAAUCUCCAUGCCACGGGUGUUGAAGAAGGCCUAGUGAACAACUAGAGAAUCUCUACAUUCUAAGAAAUGAACUCUUGUAUUGUAUCUGCAUAGUGUUUACACUUACAUUAUGAAAUAAAUGCUCAUAGAUA